CUCGACUAGAUUAUGGAGGAGUCAUUGUUCGUUGCAUAUAGCUUGCCCCAGACAGACCAUCAUUUUUUGUCUCCAUCUCUCACCCUUGAUCCACCAUGAGCGCCACCAACUCUGGCAGUCCUGCAGAGGGUCGUAGACAUUUGAAACUCCCCUUCCCUCCCGUGACUAAAACUCACAUUCUGAACUGCUCCUAUCAUAGCUGGCAUCCUAAAUAUCGAACUAUUACCCCGAAAGCACGCCUCGUGCCCCUCCCUGAAGCCUUUCUCAGCUAUCUCCGGGAAGACGGGAUAGUUCUUCCUCCUGAGAGCCAGGACGCGGCAGAGUGGUCCGAUUCAGACAGUGGCAUCUUUUCAGGCGCUGACAACGAAGGCGAGGAUGACGAUGACGACAACUACGACCCUUCGGCGAACUGGCGCGACACCCAUGAAGCCAUUGAGCGCGUGAUUGAAGAGCUGGGUGGAAAGGUCACCCCAAAACUGAACUGGUCCGCGCCGAAGGAUGCUACUUGGAUCGCAGCAACCAACAGCAUAGAAUGCCGGACCCCAAACGACAUCUACCUUCUUUUAAAAUCGAGCGAUUUCGUCACACAUGAUCUGCAGCACGCUUUUGACGACACUACCAACGAAGAUUCGCAGAGGAGCGAUGGAGACGGCCCCCCUCCUCCAUCUCCUUCAGUCCCGUACUAUCUCGUCCUCCGUAAAUGGAUUACUCUCAAUCCGUCCGUCGAAUUCCGCUGUUUUGUCCGCAAUCGCAAGUUGAUAGCUCUCUGUCAGCGUGACCUGAACCAUUUCGAUUUCCUGUUCAAAAUGCAAGACAGGCUGCAACAAGCUAUCCAGGAGUUCUUUGACGCGCGAAUUCGGGAUACCUUCCCCGACGCAAACUUUACAUUCGAUGUCUAUGUACCCCCACCGCACAACCGCGUCUGGCUAAUGGACUUCAAUCCGUGGGCUCCUAGGACGGAUCCACUGCUGUUUGGCUGGUUAGAACUCCUGACUCUGCCCGAACCUCUUGCAUCGAGAGUCGAGGAAAGUGCUCGGGAAUCUUCAGCAGAGGGAGGAUCUAGCGGUUCUGGAAACGAGAGGGAAGCUGAAGAAAAUAUCAUCGACCUGUUACGUCCGGAGUUCCGUCUGGUUCGCCGAGAUGACCCAGAAGCGUACGGCUUCACAACCCCACAAUAUAGCGCCCACAAGCUUCCUAAGGAUGUUGUAGACGCUAGCCGAGGGGGCGAGGGGAGUCUCAGGGAGUUCGCGCUGCAAUGGAAGGAGGCACAAGCACUAGCCGAACAGCAGAAGGCACAGGAAAGCGGAGAAGAGUAGAAAAAUAGCCACUCAUCAGUAGAUACCACUUGCC
Lindgomyces ingoldianus is the source of this 1350-nucleotide messenger RNA. RefSeq names its product D123-domain-containing protein. Lineage: Eukaryota; Fungi; Ascomycota; Dothideomycetes; Pleosporales; Lindgomycetaceae. The transcript has 2 exons. The record is from RefSeq and is a predicted model, not a curated record. Gene Ontology annotation, cellular component: cytoplasm. The coding region runs from base 96 to 1316 and encodes 406 amino acids.